Messenger RNA from Orcinus orca (killer whale), 1726 nucleotides. It is a transcript of the gene NDUFB3, whose product is annotated as NADH:ubiquinone oxidoreductase subunit B3. Gene Ontology annotation, biological process: electron transport chain; mitochondrial respiratory chain complex I assembly. The transcript has 3 exons. Lineage: Eukaryota; Metazoa; Chordata; Mammalia; Artiodactyla; Delphinidae. Bases 1295 to 1591 code for a protein of 98 amino acids. Gene Ontology annotation, cellular component: mitochondrion. The record is from RefSeq and is a predicted model, not a curated record.
GAGAAUGAGACUCUACUCCGGGGAUUGUCGGAAAGGAGAGACUAAAUAGAGAAGGGUGAUGAGAAUGAGUAGCUCAAGAGGGAAGGAGAUCGAAGAACUAGCAGGAGAGAACUAUGAAGUCCUGGGGUAGUGAGGGGAGGUUGUAGAAGGAUGCUGUGAGGAUCACUGUGGUUGUUAAGUCCAGAUGCUUUUUUUCCUCCUGUGUCACCCGCAACACCCCCCGCCCCCUGUUUUUUGGUUUAUCUUUAGUCGAAUGAAGGCACAACCGCACUCAAAUCGAAAAUUUGUAAAAUAGGAAUACUUGUAAUGCCUGUGUCACGAGCAUUUAUAGUACAGUUUUAAAUAAGAUUUUUCUGGUAUGAAAGUUUAUGACACAAUGUUAAAAGGGUACAAAAUCACAUCAAUUUUUAGUGUGAUUACUAUUAAAUUGAAUAUACACGGAUACAGGGACUGGAAGGGACACUAAAGGGGAAAACAGUUAAUUUGUCUUUUAUUUUCUAAUGUUCUUAUGGUACAGUUUUUUAAAUGAGGAGAAAUUGGAAUAUAUACUUCAAAGUCUUCGGUAAACUGUGAAAUUACAUAUAGUGUAAGCGGCAUUACCCUUUUAUUUCCUUCUUAGGGAAAGUAUGCCAACACUGUUCCUGUACUAGAGCCAGCUCCCGUUAGUGGAGGUUGAUAUCCAACAAACUUGUAGGUUCACUCCAAACAUAGGUAGAUAGAAGGAGCUGAAAAAAAAUUCAUGAUUACAUGCUUUUUCCUUGUUGAACUUAUUUCCUUGCUGUUCUUGUUUGAAAAGCUCUGAAAGGGAAAUAAUCACCUCUUGUUGAGUCCUUGGCACGAUUUAAGUCACUUUAUCUAAUUUUAGUUUUUAUUGUGAUGUAUACAUAACAGAAGGCUGUAUAAAACAUAAGUACAUUUUAAAGAAUUAUAAUUAAGCAAAUACUUGAUCACCACCCCUCAGGUUAGGAAAUAAAGCAUUGCCAAAAACUUAAAUAUGCAUUCUCAGCAGAGGUGAUUGCCUUUUGAGGAGGUAAAAAAUCGUUCUUGUUGGGUGGGGGUGAGAGGGCAAAAAAACCCUUAGAUAAUACAAUAGUUUGUGGCCCUCCAAAGAGCCAUAGUACAUAAACUGUGGUAUUAAAUUUUCAUGUGGAGGGGUAGGGUGAGAACAUGAUUAGGGGAAAAAAAAGUCUUAAGAAAGCACCUUUGGGGUACAGUAAUUACAAUACGUUGAAAAACACUGCCUUAGAAGCUCCCUGAAUGAGUUUCUGUGAUUCCAUCUCCUCCAGCAAGAGACAUGGCCCAUGGACAUGGACAUGAACAUGGUCAUAGUAAAAUGGAACUUCCAGAUUAUAAACAAUGGAAUAUAGAAGGGACACCGUUAGAAACUGUCCAGGAGAAGCUGGCUGCACGAGGGCUAAGGGAUCCAUGGGCCCGCAAUGAAGCUUGGAGAUACACUGGUGGCUUUGCAAAUAAUGUUUCCUUUGUUGGUGCAUUAUUAAAAGGAUUCAAAUGGGGAUUUGCUGCAUUUGUGGUAGCUGUAGGGGCUGAAUAUUACCUGGAGUCCCAGAAAAAAGAUAAGAAGCAUCACUGAAGAUAAUACCUGGAAUUAUCUUUUAAUGUCUUCUUAACUCUCUUACAAAAAGAAGAUUUCUUCACUGUAGCCUACUCAUCUGUGUGUUUGUUCCUUACUUGGUUCUAGUAAGAUUUAAUAAAGUAAGAGAACAUG